Messenger RNA from Durusdinium trenchii, 1152 nucleotides. The record is from the annotation of a GenBank genome assembly. Lineage: Eukaryota; Dinophyceae; Suessiales; Symbiodiniaceae.
AUGGCGAAGCUUUGCUAUCGCUUCAGCUUCAUCCAUGAAGAGCCAGCCUUUAGAGAUUCGCAUCGAGCUCAGCGAGGUCAGAGCUGUCCCGAGCUGUCAGAGAUCGAAUGGCGCUGGCCCGAAUGGCAGAGCCACAUCCAGGUGAGGAAGUUGUACCAACGGUCACAACAUGUGAGGGAUCAGAUGCAACGCGCAUUGGUAUUUCCAAAGCCAGGCAUCUCGCACGGCAGCCACGAACAUCCAGAGGUUUGCAACCGGUCAUGCAUCCUAUUUCUUCAUGGAAAGUGUCAAGAGGAUGCCGAAUGUGGCUUUUGCCAUGCUUCCCACCAACAGCGAGCAGUCAGCUUCAAUCAGGGUCAACGGAGGAUUGUGAGCUCAUGGUCCAAAGUGAGAUUGCUUGAAGUGGUCCUUCCAUAUUUGUGGAUCAAAGUAGAGGCAAGCAAUCAUCCAGGAGCAACCGUCCUUCUGGACCUCGUGGAGCGCGAGCUGGCCAUCCGUCGAAUCCAUGAUCACAGUAUCACCAAUGAGUCCCGAGUCCCUGGCCAGAUCGGACAUACUCUCGCUUGUAUGACUCUUUCGGCCUUGGUGGGCGUCAUUUGUAUGAAGAAAGGUGAGGCUCCUUUCUUCCGGCUCCUGAAGAAGGCCUUGAUCGACAUACCCGUGCAUUCUGAAGCUCGGGGAGCUCAUGUGGGUCCUGGUAGGCCAGCGAUCGGCACCUUCGGCAAGAAUACCUACAUCGUAGAGAGCAAGGAGCAGGCUAUGCGGCUGGCACCUGAUGGGUUGGAUGAGACAUGGAUCUUGCAAGAGCUAAUCACGGGAGAGUUGGAGUAUUCCACCACGCUCCUGGUGCUUGAUGGGAAAAUCCUUGAUUGGGCCGGCAUGAAAUACCAGUACAGCAUGGAGGCCUAUGUUUGGCCCCACGUCCGCUUAGUGGACCAAGAGCUUUGUAGUGUGCCCGCAGAGCACAGACAGCUGAUGGAGAAGUUCCUGGUGGGUUUCAGUGGCAUUUGCAACUUCAACUUCAAGCUGAGGGAGGAUGGCACCAUGUGCAUCUUCGAAGUGAAUCCUCGUGUGGGUGGGGAUUUGGCCUUCGAUCUUCCAAAACCAAGGGCCCGAUCCCUCCUUGAGAAGAUGGACGCGAUGGCAUCCUGA